CUCCGCGCGGCUCGGGCGCAGAGUGGAGACUCCAACAGGAAAGGCGCCGGCCAGCGGUCGCCGGCACGAGAAGCCGAGCUUCAGGGCUCUUUUCUAGAACUAGCUUGGGAAUGAUAUUUUCACCAUGAGCCGACAAGGUUAUGUGGCCACACCUCCUUACUCUCAGUCCCAGCCAGGAAUCGGCCUUUCUCCUCCUCAUCACGGACACUAUGGGGACCCUUCCCAUGCCACUUCUCUACCAGGGAUGAUGAAGCCACCAGGGCCUUUGGGGGCAGCUGCCCCUGGGGUGAUGCUACCUUCCCCACCUCCUGGACCACAGCAGUUUGGCCAGAAUGCACCUCACGCCUCCAACGCUCCAGGCCUGCCUCCCCAAAGAUUCACAGGCCCUGCACCUGUGCACAGUGUGGCCUCCGCCUGCGCCCCCUACCAACCCUCUGCACAGCCGUCCUACCCGAGUCCCGCGCCCACGUCACCCAUCACCCAGCUGGGCGGCCAGCUCGGGGCCAUGCAGCUCAACAGCCACGGUCCCAGCGCGGUCCCCGCCGGCCCUCCCGCGUUCCCAGGCCCUCCGCAGCCCGCGCCGCCCUCCAUUCUGCAGCCCGGGCCGCGGGUGCUGCCGCCACCGCCCACUGCGCUGAACGGCCCUGGUGCGCCCCCGCCAGCUGCAGGCACAGCCUUCCCGCCGCAGGCUGCCGGCUUUGGYCCGCAGAUGGGCGCGCCCGCGUCCUACCCUGGAGGCCUCGCCCCGGGCCCUGCGCGCAUGGCUGGGCCACAGCCCCCGAAGCAGCUGGACCCUGAYGCUGUCCCCAGCCCGAUCCAGGUGAUCGAGAGUGACAGAGCAGCCAGAGGGGGACAAGUGUAUGCCACCAAUACCAGAGGCCAGGUCCCGCCCCUGGUCACCACCGACUGUGUGAUUCAAGACCAAGGCCAUGCCAGUCCCCGGUACAUCCGCUGCACCACCUACUGCUUCCCCAGCUCCUCGGACCUGGCCAAGCAGGCGCAGGUCCCGCUGGCUGCCGUCCUCCAGCCCUUCGCCACGCCCCCUGCUGACGAGACACCCCUUUACCUGGUGGACCAUGGAGAGAACGGGCCAGUCAGAUGCAACAGGUGCAAGGCCUACAUGUGUCCCUUCAUGCAGUUCAUCGAGGGCGGCAGGAGGUACCAGUGUGGGUUCUGCAACUGUGUGAAUGAAGUCCCACCAUUCUAUUUCCAACAUCUGGACCACCUUGGGAGAAGACUGGACCACUAUGAGAAGCCCGAGCUGUCGCUGGGGUCUUACGAGUACGUCGCCACGUUGGAUUACUGCAGGAAGAACAAGCCUCCCAGCCCGCCGGCCUUUAUCUUCAUGAUCAACGUUUCCUAUAGCAACAUCAAGAGUGGGCUGGUCAAGCUCAUCUGCGAGGAACUGAAGACGGUGCUGGAGCGGCUUCCAAGGGAAGAGCAUGAAGAGUCGUCUGCGGUCCGCGUGGGGUUUAUCACCUACCACACAGUUCUUCACUUCUUCAACGUGAAGAGCAACUUGGCCCAGCCUCAGAUGAUGGUGGUGACGGACAUUGGAGAGGUCUUUGUUCCUCUGCUGGAUGGGUUCCUCGUCAACUAUCAAGAGUCCCAGUCGGUGAUUCACAACUUGCUGGACCAGAUUCCAGGGAUGUUUGAAGACUCCAAUGAGAAUGAGGCCGUCUUCGCUCCUGUGGUCCAGGCGGGCAUGGAGGCUCUGAAGGCGGCAGAGUGUCCUGGCAAGCUGUUCAUCUUCCAUUCCUCCUUGCCAACUGCUGAGGCGCCAGGGAAGCUCAAAAACAGAGACGACAAGAGACUGCUCAACACAGACAAGGAGAAGAUUCUUUUCCAGCCCCAAACCAGUGUCUAUGAGUCUCUGGCCAAAGACUGUGUGGCCCAUGGCUGCUCUGUGACCCUCUUCCUCUUCCCCAGUCAGUAUGUGGAUGUGGCCUCCCUGGGCCUUGUUCCUCUGCUCACCGGGGGAACUCUUUACAAGUACAGCAAUUUCCAGAUGCACUUGGAUAGCCAGCAGUUCCUGAAUGACCUCAGGAGUGACGUGGAGAAGAAAAUAGGCUUUGACGCCAUCAUGCGGGUGCGGACCAGCACAGGUUUCAGAGCCACAGACUUCUUUGGUGGGGUCUUCAUGAACAACACCACGGACGUGGAGAUGGCUGCCCUGGACUGUGACAAGGCGGUGACGGUGGAGUUCAAGCAUGAUGACAGGCUCAGUGAGGACAGUGGYGCCCUGAUCCAGUGUGCUGUGCUUUACACCACCAUCGGGGGUCAGCGGAGACUUCGGAUUCACAACCUCGGCUUAAACUGCAGCUCCCAGCUAGCAGAUCUUUACAAGAGCUGUGAGACGGAUGCCCUCAUCAACUUCUUUGCCAAGUCAGCUUUUAAAGCAGUUCUACACCAGCCUUUGAAAGUCAUCCGGGAAAUCCUAGUUAAUCAGACUGCACACAUGUUGGCGUGUUACCGCAAGAACUGCGCCAGCCCGUCUGCAGCGAGCCAGCUCAUUCUACCAGACUCCAUGAAGAUAUUGCCAGUGUACAUGAACUCCCUGUUGAAAAGCUGUGUGCUGCUCAGCAGACCAGACACCCCUACGGAUGAGCGGGCCUUCCAGAGGCAGCUGGUCAUGACCAUGGGRGUGGCCGACUCCCAGCUCYUCUUCUACCCACAGUUCCUGCCGAUCCACACCUUGGAUGUCAAGAGCACAGCCUUACCUGCUGCAGUCCGCUGCUCCGAGUCCCGCCUCUCAGAAGGAGGGAUCUUCCUUCUGGCCAAUGGUCUGAACAUGUUCUUGUGGCUGGGAGUGAGCAGCCCACCAGAGCUGAUCCAAGGGAUUUUUAAUGUGCCAUCUUUUGCACAUGUCAGUACAGAUAUGACUGUGCUGCCUGAGGUGGGAAGCCCACACUCUCAACAGCUCCGGAUGAUCAUGGGUGUUAUCCAGCAGAAGAGGCCGUAUUCCAUGAAGCUCACCAUAGUGAAGCAGCGGGAGCAGCCAGAGAUGGUUUUCCGACAGCUCCUGGUGGAGGACCGGGGGCUGCACGGAGGGUCCUCCUACGUGGAUUUCCUCUGCUGUGUUCACAAGGAGAUAUGCCAGCUGCUCAGCUAGCCAGUGCUGGGUGCUGCACUUCUGGGGAAGCGGUCUCUGGGCGCCCACUUUUCUAGAAAGCAGCAGGCUCACUCUGAUGCCCGCCACCCUGCAGGGACGCAAUGGGGGAUCUGAGAAGGUGCCCUCGUGUCAUGAAGGGAAGAGCCUAUUUCUGACUGCAGUUUUUAAUUUUUAAAACUGAUGGAGUUUGCAUUUGAUGAAGAGCAGAGUUUACAGAACAUAACAUUCUCAAUUUCCUUUGUGCUAUAGAUAUAUAAAUUAUUUUUCAAACUGUAUAGAUUUGGGGUAAAAGAUUGUAUUGGUUCCUCUCCUAUUUCCAGUGAGGGGAAAAACUUAAUUUUUACAUUAUACCUAAUUUUUUAAAACCACAUAGCUCCAUUGAACACACUUUUCAAUUGAGAUUAGCAGAUUUUAAUAAUGUGGAUUCUAUCUAGUAGAACAAUGUAUGCUCUACUUUUUUUCAUAAUUACAUACUAUCUAUGUUUAACCUAUUUUCCAGUUGUUUUGUCUUAAAACUGUAUUAAUAUUCUUAAUGGUUCUUUGUACAAUUUUGGCAGUUUCUACCUGUAUAUAAUGGAUCUUUACCAUAUCAAUAA
Molecule: messenger RNA, 3708 nt
Organism: Urocitellus parryii (Arctic ground squirrel)
Lineage: Eukaryota; Metazoa; Chordata; Mammalia; Rodentia; Sciuridae
Gene: Sec24d
Product: SEC24 homolog D, COPII component
Biological process (GO): intracellular protein transport; endoplasmic reticulum to Golgi vesicle-mediated transport; COPII-coated vesicle cargo loading
Cellular component (GO): COPII vesicle coat; endoplasmic reticulum exit site
Molecular function (GO): SNARE binding; zinc ion binding
Source: RefSeq, a predicted model, not a curated record